AUGCCUGAAGACACAUUCUGCUACUUCGAGGAUCAGGGAAGUAUCCAGGUCACUAAGAAAGUGACCAAUAGAGCCUCUUGUAAUCAUGGGAAGGAGAAUGCCAGUCCUUCAGCGAGACCACCCCCCACAAUCAAGAUGCUUGCCAUCUUGGCCUUUGAUAUGAGCAGAGGUUCUCGUUGCAGCAUCACUGUUAACCCUGGCUCCACACACACCCAUUUACUGUAUCCAGGCUCCCAGUAUGGAGAACUAAGAGAUGGCACCAUGCAGACUGUCUUGUUUACGCAACUUGCCUGCACAGGAUCCCACUGGGUGAUUGAAAUUCUCUGUCUGAUUCACUCCAAAGGGGAUACCAAGUGGAUUCAAUCUGUGCCCAUCUGGGAACGCACACCCUGGUUAGAGACAGAUGUAGGCUAUAAAAUGUUAAAUGAGAGAGAGGGCCCACGGCUCCUGGCCUCUCACCUCCCCUUCCAUCUCAUCCCCAAGACUUUAUUCACUUCCAAGGCCAAGGUGAUAUAUGUUAUGAGAAGUCCCAAAGAUGUUCUUGUGUCAGGUUAUUAUCAUCGGUCUGUGACAAAACUGAGUGAGAACCCAGAGUCACUGGAACAAUAUUUUCAAUGGUUCUUGGAAGGAAACGUGGCCUAUGGAUCAUGGUUCGAGCACAUUCGUGGCUGGAUGUCCAUGAGAGACAGGGAGAAUGUCCUGCUGCUGAGUUAUGAAGAGCUGCAGAAGGACCCAAGAAGCACCAUAGAGAGGAUCUGUCAGUUCCUGGGAAAGAAGUUGAAUCCAGAAGAACUGGACUCAGUCCUCAAGAACAGCUCCUUCCAAGUCAUGAAUCAAAACAAGAUGUCCAACUUUGAAAUACUGUCUGAAACUUUCACUACUAAGAAUUUCAAAAUUACUAGAAAAGGCAUCUCUGGGGACUGGAAGAAUCACUUCACAGUGGCCCAAGCUGAAGCCUUUGAUAAAGUUUACCAGGAGAAGAUGGUGGGUUUCCCCAAAGAGCUGUUCCCAUGGGAGUAA
This is a messenger RNA of Marmota flaviventris (yellow-bellied marmot), 1020 nucleotides long. The record is from RefSeq and is a predicted model, not a curated record. NCBI's taxonomy places the organism in Eukaryota, Metazoa, Chordata, Mammalia, Rodentia, Sciuridae.